Molecule: messenger RNA, 1146 nt
Organism: Scaptodrosophila lebanonensis
Lineage: Eukaryota; Metazoa; Arthropoda; Insecta; Diptera; Drosophilidae
Exons: 1
Coding region: 85-1005 (306 amino acids)
Biological process (GO): protein insertion into mitochondrial inner membrane from matrix; inner mitochondrial membrane organization
Cellular component (GO): mitochondrial inner membrane
Molecular function (GO): ribosome binding
Source: RefSeq, a predicted model, not a curated record
CACAAAACAAAUUUUUCGUAAGUUCAACAAAAAAAAAAAAAAAACACUGCCUAAAAUGCAAGAAUACCCACACUGUUUGUAAAAAUGAUGGCUAAAUUUCUACGUACCAAUGGGGGUACGCAGCUGGUAGCCCAUUGUCUGAGGAGCACGCAGUCGCCGCCAUCAUGUCUGAGGCAGGGUUCGCCGUUGGUCGCAUUGUCGACGUCCCCGCGCCUCAUACACACGGUGAACGAUCGGGGACGGAAGAUAAUACCGAAGUUGGUGUAUCUGCACAAUCCGUGGAAGUAUUUCGUUACGAAGCUAAAUCUGUGGAAAUUGAAGUUGUUCUGGGACUACGACUUCAUCGAGUCUGACUUCAUUGAGGGCUCCAAGCAGGCGGCCAUCGUCAUGACGGACAUCAUAAGGAAUCAGAGUGCGGAGAAGAUAAGUGAGUACACCACGCCGGUUGGCUUCCAGCAGAUCACGCGGGACAUGCUGCUUUCACGGAAUGACACGCGUCUCCAACUGGUGCGCUUCGAGAAGGAGCAUCUGCGUCGUGCCAUUCCCAUGAAAGUGGCCACGCGUCAAAAUUUCGGACGCAAGUACGCAUUCAUCGACAUGUUGUUCGUGGGCCUGCGCAACAUCAAGGACUUCGAUUCGCCCACCGAGAUGGCUGAAAUGAACGACAUCAUCAGACGGAUGGAUAACGAACUGAAGACACCCACCGAUGUGUUCCAAGUGCCGCAUCGCAUUGUCUUUGCCGAGAUUUUCAUACGCUUCCGGCGUGACUACACCGCAGACUUGAAGAACCAUGGAGCGUCCCAUGCUAACUCGUUCGGGCCCUCGACAGCAGCAGGUGACAGAGGGUCGUCAACGCCCGUGUCUGAAAAAAAUUCGUCAACGGCUGCUCUGCCACAGACAGGACGCAUUCUGCCGCGCGUGGACGAUUCCGGUUGGGCAGUGUCGUUCUACAAGAUACUCACCUUCGAUGUUCUCAACUACGAUCCCCAGCCAAAGUCGUUAUAGUUGCCCCAUCCAGUUAAUUGCAUUCAAAAUCAUGUGUUUCCAUAUUUUUCGGCCCGCCAUCUAUGCCCGAAACUCAAUGUAAGCCGCUUGUGCUGUCGAAUAAAAAUUUCCAGUCCUUUUGUUUUCUGUCCUGUGCAAACA